Molecule: messenger RNA, 1047 nt
Organism: Boeremia exigua
Lineage: Eukaryota; Fungi; Ascomycota; Dothideomycetes; Pleosporales; Didymellaceae
Product: Alpha/Beta hydrolase protein
Exons: 1
Coding region: 1-1047 (348 amino acids)
Source: RefSeq, a predicted model, not a curated record
AUGUCCACCCCCCUCGUCUUCCCCCGCCCCAACGCGCCCCUUUCUACAGGGCAAGCGCCUAUCCGCGCCCCCUCCGAAGAAGACUUCAUCAGCACGUUUGGCGCGCUGCUGCCGCCGGCGCGGUACGUGGAGUUGGCGGAGGGGAGGGCGGCGUAUUAUGUGUUUCCGGGGGCGGGUAGGGAGACUGCUGAGACCCGCGAGACUGCUGGGACUGGCGGUACUGCUAAUACCCUCCCCACCCACGCCCUCCUCGUCCACGGCGUCCAGACGCCCGCCCUCGGCCUGCUCCCGUUGGUGCGUGAACUGCGCUCCCUGUUCCCGAGCACCACCUUCGCGCUGCUCGAUCUGUGGGGCCACGGGCUGAGCGACGGCGUGGUGCGGGCGCAGGAGGGGGCGUUGUUUGAGGGGUUGGUUGGGGGGGUGUUGGGGGCGCUGGGGUGGGACAGCGACAGCUCGGAGGCGGGCGGGAAACGGGUCGCGCUGGUGGGCUACUCGUUCGGCGCGGUGGUGAGCAUGGGGUUCGUUUCCUCGACCUCGCCCGCCAGCAGAUGCGUGGCUAGUCUCGCACUCGUCGCGCCCGCGGGUCUGCUCAGGAAGAGCUGGUUCUCGGAGCAAGAGCUGGGCUACCUGAGCCCCGACUGUUCGCCCGCCGAUGAAGAAGCCGCCGCGGACUGGACCAUCCGCACCCUCGAAGGCGGCGAAUUGACUGUCCCCGCAGACUGGCGCGAGAAAGUCGCAGCCGGCGAGAUCGUCGCCCAAGCCCUCAAACAGUGGCAACUCGACCACCACGCGGGCCACGCGGCCACAGUAACAGGUAUUUUCCGCGACGGCGGGGUGUUCGAGAACGAAGAGCUUUUUCAAAGGGCGAAGGGGACGGGGGUCCCGUUGUUUGCAGUAUUGGGGGAGCUGGAUGGGUUGACGGAUGAGCAGGAGGUGCGGGGGUUGGGGGUUGAGACGAGGGUUGUGGAGGGGGUGGGGCAUGGGGUUGUGAGGGAGAGGGAGGGGGAGGUUGCGCGGUUGAUAGGGGGGUUUUGGCGGGGGUUGUAG